Messenger RNA from Mytilus trossulus (common blue mussel), 700 nucleotides. RefSeq lists its product as uncharacterized. The coding region runs from base 235 to 645 and encodes 136 amino acids. The record is from RefSeq and is a predicted model, not a curated record. Lineage: Eukaryota; Metazoa; Mollusca; Bivalvia; Mytilida; Mytilidae. The transcript is spliced from 5 exons.
ACAGGACAAUGUAAUUGCACCGAGGGAUUUUUCGGAUCCGAUUGUUCUUUAGAAAAAUCCCAAUCACCUGUGUUGGCACCAGACUCCUUCAAAGGAGUUUGUGAUACAAGUUUACGGAGUUGUCAUUCAUAUAUUGUACCUGGACUUAAUUUUUUCAAAGGAAAUCUUGUUUGUCGUUUUAGACCUUUCAAGAUUAUCUUGAAUGAAACUGUUGACGGCGGUCGAACUGAGGAAAUGCCAGGAAAAUAUUUUGGUCCAUUUUAUAUGCACUGUCCAGCCCCAGCAUCACGACGAAAACGAUCCAUAACAGACGAAAGUUCUGCUUUGGGUUAUCGUCUUAGCGUUUCCAAUGAUGGAAUGAAUUUUACCCAAGAACUAACCAUCCUGAUUUAUAAUUCGCAAUGCUUGUACUGUAAUUUCACAAGUAUGGAAUGUAUAGAACUGGAUACGUGUCCAGUUGUCUUAGUGCCAGUUGUGGUAAUUAACUCAGAUAGUAACACUCCCUUGAUUGCUGGAUUAUGUGGUGGUUUUGCAACUUUAACUAUUAUAUUACUGAUUGUCAUAGUAACAAAGAAAUAUUCCAAGAGGAGCAACCAAACCCAACCUGCAAUUUCAAGUACAGGACAAUUGAAAACAGCUUACUGAAAUGAAUUCUGAGUAUAUGUAUAAACAUGAAUCAUUCAAAAAAGUAGAAAAGGAC